CCAAUCGACGCCGGCGGAUCGGGAAACGUCACCGUCCCCAAGCCAAAGCCCGCUCUCCCAUCCAGGUCCACUCCAUCUCCGUCUCCUCCCCACCCCUCCCUUCAAUUGUGCGAUGGUAGUGGUGGGCUCGCUGGUCACCUCCCGGUCGACGACCCCUGUGUGUCUGGUCCUUGUUCUAUCCUAUUCCCCGUCCUCUUCCUAGGCAAGGCAAGGUAAGGCGACCUGAGCCAGGUUCUCUCCCAAUUCCACGUCCAAAUCACUUCUUAACCCUAUCCCUCGACCGUGCCGGCGCCGCUCCUCUCUUUUCUCGUCUGCUGUCCCCCCUUCCGUGCUUCUCGCCUAUCUUACGGCUUGCUCACUUCCUCCAGUCGGCCCUCGACUGAAUAAUAUCCGUCUUCGUAUCCGCCUACGCGGCACAGAACCGAAGCAUCGGAUCGUCGCCAUUUCUCGGCCAUAUCUUCUUGCGGUACCACCCACACUGCACUAACUCAAACACACCACCGUCGGCGGUCGGUGACGUCGUCUCACAUCUCCCACGCACGCGCGUACUCCCAUCCCUUCAUUCCAGUUGCUUCGCGAAGCAUCGCCUGGUCAGCGGUUUGAAUACUUUACCGGCCGAGCCACCCUGACAAACGGUGUCAAGUCGCGACGCAGCUUGGAUCCAUCCCGCGUUUAUUCAUUGUCCCACGUGUCCUCUCGGAAAGCGCCCGCCGCCUGCGAAUAAGCAUUGCGCCGGCAUGGCUUCCGUCACGUCCUUAGACAAGGACUUGCGCAGGUUGCGCUUGGAAAAGUACACGCCAGUCGCAGCCAACGAAGCUCGGUCGUGGAUUGAAGGCGUCUUGGGAGAUAGGCUCCCGUUCAGCGAUCUCCUCGACAGCCUCAAGGAUGGCGUAGCGCUCUGCAAACUGGUCAACCUGGCCAUCGGCUCGCCGGGAGUCAAGUUCAAGCAAUCCGCGAUGCCUUUCGUCCAGAUGGAGAACGUAUCCCACUUCCUCCGCGCCUGCCGCUCACCGCCUCUCAACCUCCAGGAGCACGACGUAUUCCUCACCGUCGAUCUCUACGAGCGAAAAGACCCCGCCCAAGUGCUCCAAUGCCUCGGUGCCUUCUCGCGCGCUGCCAACUCCGUCAACCCCUCUGCAUUCCCCGCGCCCAUCGGGCCUAGGGCCAAGGGCUCUGUUGUGAGCCCACAGAGCACCGGCCCGACGACGCCGAGGAACCGCGCCAUGUCUAAUGUUAGUAACACGUCAUCGGGAUACGGCGCGCGGCCUAAUGUGACGCCUGUGAUGACCGGAGAUUCAAGUUCCGGACGUUGGAGUCCCACCAAGAGCCCAACCUCAGCGAGCGACCGGGUAGGGUCCCCGAGCGUGUCGAGCUGGAGCAAGAGGGACCACGAAGGGGUCACCAGCCCGGCGUGGAACAUCGCACAGUACGGUUACAUGGGUGGUGCGAGCCAGGGAAACCUCGGAAUCUCGUUCGGAGGCCGGCGCCAGAUCACCACUGCUGGGCCUCACAUCCCUAGUUUGGCCGAGAAGGAGCGCAAGCGAAAAGAGCAGGAGGCCGAGGCCGAGCGCCAGAGAAAGCAAGCUGAGGAAGCGGAACGCGCUCGUAAGGAGGAGCUUGAGGCUGAGGAGAACCGAGCGCGACUGGAAGAGGAACGUAGGUGGGAGGAAGAGACAACGCGGCAGCGAGAUGAGGAAAAACGUAGGGCGGAGGAGGAGAGACGGCGGUGGGAGGAGGAGGAACGCCAGUGGAAGAUGACGGAGGAAAGGCGACGCAGAGAAGAAGAAGAAGCCGAGGCGAGACUGGCCGAGGAGCGCCGUCGCAGCAAAGUGAAAAACGACACCCGGCUUCAGGGACAACUUCUCAGCCAGUACCAGGCCGAACACGGGAUAGCGCCACAGAAGAGCGGCGACGGCGGCGGAUACAGUGACCGCGUCAAGCAACUAGAACGCGAACUAGAGCUAGCUAGGAAGCGAGAGCAAGAAUACGAGGAAGACCGGCGGAGACGAUCACAUAACCGGGCGCGGUCCCGUAGCCGACCCAAAAGGCCAGAGCGGCCGCCUAGUCGACAAGAUUCGUGGUCGCGAAACGAGCGCGAGUUCCUCCAUACACAACGCAAUCGGCGUCCGGAACAGGAGCUGACGCCGGAGCCGGACCUGGAGACCGCGCCCCCGCCCCCGCCGCGCCCGCUCCCCAUACCCGGAGCAACGGCGCCGGGAACGAUACCUAUAGCGGCGCAGCGGACUGGGGGGACAGCGCCGGUGAAACCACAGAGAACUGGCGAGCGUAGGCCCCUUCCCAUUCCGGAUCGGCUUCGAAACCAGGCAAGCGGCGGCCCCGCCCCGAGCUCGUCGCGGCCUCUCCCCGUCCCUUCUCCAAUUCAGAAUGGCACCCGCACGGACCGCUUCCUCGCUGCCAAUCCGGCACCAGCACCGACACCUCCGCAGCAGACCUACGCUCCUGAACUUGGAGCCACCGCGGAGCGUGAUGCAGAGGACAGACGCCGGGCCGAGUCUCAAGCAAAGACUAAAGCUGGUGGCUGGGCCAGCAAGUCCUUGCUUGAACGCGAGAUGGAAAUGGAAAGGCAGAGACAGCGCGAAUGGGAAGAAGCGCAGAAGGAGACGGCGAAAGCUGCUAGGACGAGCGAUGGCGUUGACGGCAUCGGAGGCGGGGUCGGCGGUCGAUGGGACGUGAGCCAAUGGAGCGGAUAUACCGGAGGAGAUAGUCAGAACAAGGGAUCGGCGGGCAUCGGCGCUGGGCGAAGGCAGAUCGUCGGACCCAGACCGCUACCAAACAGGCCCGGACCGUGAGCUGUGCAUGGUCGGAGAGAAGGCGGCGAUGCGUACUAGUCCCUAAGCCGAAUAUGUUUUGCCGGUAUAUCAUUAUGGGAUCGUGGGGAAUACCGUUCCGCAAGGAACUCACAUCAACAUACACACAUACCCAAGCGUGUGGA
Messenger RNA from Durotheca rogersii, 2953 nucleotides. RefSeq lists its product as uncharacterized. The record is from RefSeq and is a predicted model, not a curated record. The coding region runs from base 738 to 2810 and encodes 690 amino acids. The transcript is spliced from 2 exons. Gene Ontology annotation, molecular function: protein binding. NCBI's taxonomy places the organism in Eukaryota, Fungi, Ascomycota, Sordariomycetes, Xylariales, Xylariaceae.